UCCAGCGGCGGCGCCUCCAGUGCGACGCCAGGCGCCGCCACGCGCUCACCUCAGCCCGGCUCAGCGCAGCUAACGCCGCCUCUACCGACAUGGCGCGCAUCGCGGCGGUAUCGCUCGCUGUGUUCAUCGCUGGGGGGUGUUUGGUGGCGUCGAGCGCCGGCAGCUGCGAGAACCGCACCGACCGGCUGGACCAGUGCCUGAAGAAGCUGCCCGGCAUGCUGCAGGACAGCGGCAGCGGGCUGCCCACGUCGCCACACCAGCUGGACAUCUACUGCAGCGCGUUCCAGACCGGCAUGGGCUGCGUGGACGAGUACCUGCAGUGCGCGUCGGUGAGCAGCCGCCGGCUCGUGGAGCAGCAGGUGGAGGGCGCGCGCUACACCUUCCGCUUCCUCUGCGACGACCCGCAGUUCCGCGCUGAGUACUUGCAGUACACGGACUGCUACCGCGCCAUCUCGGAUGACUGGACGGAGUGCGCAGACCGCUUCAUGACGCUGGUGAAUGAGGACACGGCCGCGCUCAAGGACAGGCACACCCGCAUGCUGGAACUCUGCUGCGCCAAGCACGGCUUCCUGGUGUGUGUGUACGUGGCGAGCCGAGCGCGCUGCCGGCGCUCCGAGGCGAUGUUCCUGCAGCGCAUCGGCGAGACGCUGUCCAGCCUGCAGGUGUAUUCGCCCCUGUGCCGCCAGCUGGGCGUCGCCGUCUGCAGCCGCGCCUCCGCACCUGCUGGGUCCGCCGGCGGCGCCCGCCUCGCCGUCGCCUUCGCUGCAGCCGUCGCCUGGGCCGCCGCCAGCAUCCGCAGGCUCUAACAGGUUUUUAGAGACACAGUCGGCAUUUAUACUUUCGACAUGUUACCAACACUCUCAUGUGGACAAUGGACAUACGCUAACCGCUUCUGAGAAUAUGCGUUGGACGAAGUGUGAGAAGUCUGCGGGAAAAUGGCACCCGCUCGAAAGAGGUUCGUUUCGUCAAGAAGAGUCGUCUUUUCGCUGUUGUGCCACCACGACUUGUUGGUCACGCAUCGUUUUGGAAAUGAACGCUGGCUGCCGAACGCACAAGAGACUGCUGACCGAUGUCGGCGCUGACAUUCAAAGUGCCCUGUCCCAAUUUUAAUUCUAUCUUCUGUAAAGCGAAAUGUUUUACAUCUAUCAUUGUAAUUUACUAUUUAUAAACAUAGAAAACUGUAACACGUCACAUAUACCAGUACCUAAAUCUGUUAAAAGAAAAAAAUCACUGGGUAAUCAUCAUUGCUAUAUGAAGUAGAAACAGUAGGGCCAUAGUUUCCGACAAGCUUCUCUGUUUACUUCUUUGUAAUCAUACGCGACUGCGCCGAAAAUACAGCCUCAUUAAUGUUUCAUUAAAUUUUCGUAACAUUACAGUCACAUGCACGUGUUAGAAACAGUUUGCAGAAGAGGCAAUGCUGUCACAUCAUAACCGACUGAAACAUUGUAUUUAUUAUAUUAACAGAAUCGUCCGUCGGUUCUUGGUAGAGGAACAUUAUAAUAAAUGAUAAACACCAGAUUGCUUUUGUUCUACAUAUAUAUUGUAGAACACAAGCAAACUGGUGCUUUUCAUUAAUUAUUUUAUUUAUUGUUUCCCAGAAAUUCAUAUCGUCCUCGCCGUGUUUGUUUUGUAAUUAUGAACUGUGAAUGUAGACAAUCUCUGUCUCCUUUAUGAUUGUAUGCACAUGUGCCACGUUUUUAUUGUAUAAUUAGAAGUGAGAUAAUACACACCCUUUACUCAAAUUUUAGCGUAAAUUCUUCCAGUACAUUUUAUGAAAAUUCUGUUCAGAACGUUUCUUUCGUUUAUUUGAUAAGGAAGCUAUAUUGUACAAAACAUGAUGCUUAGUGUGUCAUGUGUACCGUUUUUCUCUGAUGGUAUCUUACAAUAAAUAGUUUCAUUGAA
Molecule: messenger RNA, 1902 nt
Organism: Schistocerca gregaria
Lineage: Eukaryota; Metazoa; Arthropoda; Insecta; Orthoptera; Acrididae
Exons: 6
Coding region: 90-806 (238 amino acids)
Source: RefSeq, a predicted model, not a curated record